UUAAUUUCGCAGUUGAAUCUUACCUAUAGAAGUAAAAGUUUGCAUAAAAAAUUUAAUAAUUUUGAUUACUUCGUUUGUUCUUUUUUUUUUAAGGAUUACAAAUCUCUAAUAUGAUACCACAUGUUUGCCAAUUUCUAUUAGUGCUAUUAAAUGGAUGUAAUAAUAUAACAUCAACAUUUCCUCAAGUGACAAAUAGUAAUGGGACAUACCAAAUUCAAUCAUCCGGUUGUAAUUGUUCUUGUACAAAUUAUCCAAAUAUUCUAAAUUUGUGUCAGCUGUCUAAUGUGACAAUACCUCCUUGUGCUACAACUGUGAGUGAUGUAUCAGAACCAACUAGUUUACUAUCAACUACUCCUGGCUUAACGACUUUGACGACGGAAGAAGAUGAUGAUGAUAUAUUUAAUGAUCAAGCUCGCAAGAAAAAAACGACCACAAGUAUGCCAACUUCUUUGGCGUCAACCACUACACUUAAUCCAAUAACUGGCAAUAUACAAUCGACUAAUAUGUUGAUAACUGAUAGUGAGAUGACUCCCAAUCCACCUGAUAGUUCUAAUCUGCAGAAAGAUAACUCAAGCACCCAGACUACUAUUGAUGUGAAAGAAUUUUCUACAACUCCUAGUUUAUCUUCUGGUUCUACGAAGGAUAUACCUCUACUAAAAACAAUGUCUACUCCUGUUGCUCUUGAAUCAUCAACUGAAAAAACUGCUAUAACUGAAAAGGAUACAACUUCUCCUCGUUCUACCACUGGUAUUGAUAGUAGACUAUUAACGGAAAAUGAAUUAACUUCAACAAGUUCUGGUACUACUACUACAUCUCCAGGAGAACAUGUUAGCCCAGGUGAUCAAUCAUCUACGAGUCCAUCAAUCUCUACUAUUCAAUCAUCAACAUCCAGUAAAACUUCAGAAUCUUCGAUUAGCGGUUCAUCAACACCAAGAUACAAGUUAAGUACAGUGCCUGAAGAAAAUACUCCAACCAAAGAUAAUUCUGAUAAUACUAGUUCGACAAAAAGUUUAUCGACAAGUACUUUGUCAAUAGAUGUUACCACCAAAACUUUUCAAACAUCAACAAUGGAUAGAAAAAGUACUACUAGUGUUGAUUAUAUCAGCUCAACUCAAAACCAAAAUGAAGAAAAAAUAACAACUCCAUUAUUUACUACAAUAGAAACUUCAACUACUCUUUCUGCUAAUAAUCGAAGCAGUCCUAAUCCUUGCGAUACUACUGGAUUAUCAACUAAGUCAGAGAAAAAAGAAGAGGAUAGAUCAACCACAGUCAAAUAUAGUAUGACGGAUGCUUCCACAUUAACGACUCAAUAUGAUCACAUUUCUACUGAUUCAAGUGUAAAAUCAUCUGUAUAUUCUGAUGCAACUCCAUAUAGAGUUACUUUAUUACCGACUAUGACUACUGAAGAAGAAGAUGAUGAAAUAUUUAAUGAUAAAGCUGGCAAAAAGAAGCAAACUACAAAGACUCCAACUACUUUAGAAUUCAUUGAAUCAAGUUCUACACCAUAUUUAAUGUCCAGAGCAACAAGUGAACUGACUACUGAAUCACCUGAUAUAAUUACUACUACAUGGUCAACAACAGAUCUCGUAUCGACGACACAGCCGUCUAAUGACUCCUAUUGUGAUCUCACCGAUCAAUCUACUGACAAAUCCAUAGAUCCGAUGAACAAUACCGAAUUGACAUCUUUACGAAGAGUAAAACGUAGCUUAUUCAAUUACGGAGUUAAAUUAUCAGAAGUUCUUCUCAAAGAUGAUAAAUCAAACGUUGCUCUAUCUCCAAUUAAUUUUGCGUUAUUACUAGCAAUGGUUAGAAGUGGAUGUCGUUCACCCAUGAAAGAAGAAUUUGAUAAAGUUUUAGAUCUUAGUUUUUAUCCAAAUGACAAUCGCUUGAAGCUUUUUAAAUCCAUUGUCGAUUCUGUCAAUAAUAUAACUAAUAAUUCAAGUGUUGAAAUAUAUAUGGCCAAUAAAAUAUAUUUACCAAAUGAUGUGGAUGUAAAUCGUAGAUUUAUAAAAUUGACAGGAAUUAUUUUUCAAUCAGAACCACAAACUAUUGAUUUUCAAGAUAUAAACUCUACAGUCCAACAAUUAAAUAAUUGGAGUUCUAAUCGUACUAAUGAUAAAAUUCCAGUGUUUAUAGAUUCAAAUCAUUUGAAUUCUUCAACCUCUGUGUUACUGACGAGUGUAACAUAUUUUAGUGGAAAUUGGUCAAAUCCUUUUGAUCGUCAGUUUACCAGUAAAAAUUUAUUUUAUGUUAAUGAUAAUACGACAAAAAAAGUAUGUACUAUGAUUCAAGUAAACAAAUUCCGUUACGGACAACUUCCAGAUCUUAAGGCAGAAUUCGUUGAACUUCCUUUUGAAAGUGGUGAUAAUAAUUCUUUAUCAAUGAUUAUUAUGCUUCCAACAAAUGGAACAAGUCUAAAUACAGUGGUUGAAAGGCUAAAUGAGCUUACAUACUCACAACUCACCGCAAAUUCAUCAAUUGAAGUUGUCGAACUAUCUUUACCUAAAUUUCGGAUUGAAAAUGUUAUCGAUUUAGCCGAAAAGCCAGAAGACUUUGGACUGACGAAUAUAACAAAUGACAGUAAUGAUUUCAAGUGUGUUGUGGAAUCGAAACCUUUAAGAAUAAGUCAUAUAAUACAGAAAACUGUUAUUGACGUCCAUGAAGGUGGCUGCUGGAAGGUUCCAAUGAAUUAUAUUUGUCCGAAAGAAGUACAUAGCUGCAGUAAUACUUCUAGCAUCAAAUUUGUGGUGAAUCAACCCUUCAUAAUAUUAGUUGUUAGCUCUGAUAUGAUACUCUUCAGUGGUAGAGUAAAUGAUCCAAGUUUAAAAUCGGUUAAUACUAAAGUGUGAUUAAUAUUGUUAUUAAGAUUUAAUGUUUAGUAAAAUUAAUAUUUGUUAAGUACUUCAUUAGUGUAAUUGAAUUUAAGUCGAUUAAUUGUAUAGUAUUAAACUAGAGUUUUCAUUAUAAAUUAAUCGUCUUUCCCAGAAGUCUUCAUCAUGAAUCAUCUUCAUUCCUUGAAAUCGAUGAUUUUUCGCACAAUUGUUCCGAAUUUUUUCAAUUGUACAUACUAUGCUAUCAAAUGUAUUUAUCUCACUCUAUUACUAUUGUUUCAAUGCUUGACUGAAAAUAAUUUUUAUUUUCAAUACUUUUCUAAAAUUAUAACUUUAAUAAGAAAAUCAAUAUCAAUCUCCAGCCAGAAAACAAACUUUAAUUCAGAGUCAGAUAAGUUUUUACUUUUGUAUAAUAAUAAGUAUAGGUUUGAAAAUGUCUUGUUGGAAAUAGAAUUAAAGAGCACACUGAGCUUCACAAAGCAUGUGUUGCUUAGUCUUAUUUUAAUACAAAAAUGAUGUAUAAAUUUAUUAAGAUCCAAUAAAAUUAAUUUGAAUGACA
Messenger RNA from Chelonus insularis, 3390 nucleotides. Its product is annotated as flocculation protein FLO11-like. The transcript is spliced from 16 exons. Bases 111 to 2849 code for a protein of 912 amino acids. Gene Ontology annotation, molecular function: serine-type endopeptidase inhibitor activity. NCBI's taxonomy places the organism in Eukaryota, Metazoa, Arthropoda, Insecta, Hymenoptera, Braconidae. The record is from RefSeq and is a predicted model, not a curated record.